This is a messenger RNA of Aplosporella prunicola CBS 121167, 2841 nucleotides long. RefSeq lists its product as uncharacterized. Gene Ontology annotation, molecular function: ATP binding; ATP hydrolysis activity; ATP-dependent peptidase activity. Gene Ontology annotation, cellular component: peroxisomal matrix. The transcript has 2 exons. Lineage: Eukaryota; Fungi; Ascomycota; Dothideomycetes; Botryosphaeriales; Aplosporellaceae. Bases 1 to 2841 code for a protein of 946 amino acids. Gene Ontology annotation, biological process: protein quality control for misfolded or incompletely synthesized proteins; protein processing; protein catabolic process. The record is from RefSeq and is a predicted model, not a curated record.
AUGGCCACCCCAAAGUCCAAGGUGCUUCCCAUUAUCCCACUCGCCGUGCCCUCGGUGCUGCUCCCGGGCUACACGCUGCGUGUCUCCCUCGCCGACCGCGUCGACAUCGCCUCGCUCCUCGCGCACAUCUACAGCCUCUCGCCCAAGCCGAAACCCGAUGCACCCGUCACCAUCGGCUGCGUGCCGCUGAACUCGCCGCUGCUGUCGCGCGAAGGCGAGCGCCUGAUCAACCACGAUGCCAGCAAGGAGCGGCAGAAAGGCACAGCCAAAGACCCGGUUCUCGUGGAAAAGGACGACCUCUUUGGAUAUGGCGUCUUGGGCAAAGUGUCGGCCGUGCAGGGCCGCCUGCAGGGCGAGCUGCACUUGGUGGUGGAUGGCGUGAGCAGGUUUAAGGUCCACAAGAUCAUACAAGAGCGGCCGUACUUUGAGGCUGAGCUGGAGCACUUGGUGGAUGAUUUCAACCCCGCAGACCCUGCGAUCCAGCAGGCCUUCGAAGGCUUCAAGCAGGUCUCGAGAGAGUUCCUUGCCCUGGUUCGCAUGUCCGCCAUUAUGCCCCGUAGCACCGGUAUGCCCUUGUCGCCUUCUAUGGCCCGGCGACUCGAGCUGUACAUCUCGAAGAAAGGCGUCGAAGACGCUGGUACGGUAGCGGAUUUCAUGACAGAUAUGCUGCAGUGCUCGCAUGAGGACAGACUUAGAGUACUGGCAGCUGUGGAUGUCAAAAACAGGCUAGAGUGUGUGGUAGAGAUCCUACAGGCCCAGAUCCAGAAGAUCCAGGGCAACAACAGGAUAAUGACCAUAAGUUCCGGAAAGCCUGGGAUUAUGCCGGACAUGGAUAGGCUAGGGAAUUUGCAAAGACGCUACGCCACGAACAUGCGGAUGCCUGCCGGUAUGAAUGGUUUCCCGCCAUUUCCAGGUUUCGGAGGUGGAGCCGGUGCCGGCGGUCAAGAGGGGGACAAUGAGUUAGAGGAGCUGAAGAAGCGGUUGGAUGAGGCCAAGCUCAGCCCCGAGGCGCAGAAGGUCUCGCAGCGUGAGUUGCAGCGGCUGCAGAAGAUGAAUCCAGCCCAGGCCGAAUACCAAGUGUGCAGGAAUUAUUUGGAGAACCUGGCGGAGAUACCUUGGUCUAAGGUCACUGAAGAUCAUCUGGAUGCCCAGACCCUGUCUAGGGCAAGGAAGCAGCUUGAUGACGAUCACCACGGCCUGGAAAAGGUCAAGAAGCGGCUACUGGAGUACUUGGCCGUCUUGAAGCUCAAGCAGUCCGUCAACGCGGACAUUGACGCUCAAAUCAAGCAACUCACAGAUGCAAGUAGCAAAGAGGAAGCCGGAGCGGAAGCCCAGAAUGCUGAGGGUGCAUCCAAGCAGCUGAUCCUUGCAAAAGACGCGGCUCGUCGGGAACCGAACACAGCAAAGAACUCUGCUACUCAUGAGCCCAGCGAAGAAGAGCAGCGUCUUAUGGAGAGAAAGAGAAUGGUUGACAAGUCUCCCAUAUUGCUCCUCGUUGGACCCCCAGGAGUUGGCAAGACCAGUUUGGCGAAGUCUGUGGCAACAGCCCUUGGUCGGAAAUUCCACCGCAUAUCGCUGGGAGGCGUCAGAGAUGAAGCCGAGAUAAGAGGCCACAGGAGAACUUAUGUGGCUGCCAUGCCUGGCCUGGUCGUCAACGGAUUGAAGAAGGUUGGCGUUGCUAACCCAGUCUUCCUUCUCGAUGAGAUUGACAAGGUCGGCAUGGCAAACCACAACGGCGAUCCGUCAGCUGCCAUGCUGGAGGUCUUGGAUCCGGAGCAGAACCACACCUUCACCGACCACUACAUCAACAUUCCUAUUGACCUGAGCAAGGUACUAUUCAUUGCUACAGCAAACAGCUUGGAAACGAUUCCACCUCCUUUGCUCGACCGCAUGGAGACGAUCCAACUGACUGGCUACACCACUUUGGAGAAGCGGCACAUCGCGACGCAACACUUGGUGCCAAAGCAAAUCAUGACCAAUGGUCUUGGGUCAGACAAGGUCUCAAUGUCCGAAGAUGUCUUGGACAAGAUCAUUACCUGCUACACACGCGAGUCUGGCGUGCGUAACCUGGAGCGCGAGAUAGGCAGCGUGUGCCGGUACAAAGCCGUCGAGUACGCCGAAGCCACGGACGCCAACACGCCACAAACCUACCAGCCAGAGGUGCGCCUUGAAGACCUCGAAAACAUCCUCGGCGUCGAGACUUUCACUGAAGAGCUCGCCGAGCGUCACUCGCGGCCGGGCGUCGUGACGGGCCUGGUAGCCUACAGCACGGGCGGACAGGGCAGCAUCCUCUUCAUUGAAGUAGCCGACAUGCCGGGGACGGGACGGGUGCAGCUAACGGGCAAGCUGGGCGACGUGCUCAAGGAAAGCGUCGAAGUGGCGCUGACCUGGGUGAAGGCACACGCGUUUGAGCUGGGCCUGACGGGCGACCCGAGGGAAGACAUCAUGAAGGCGCGCUCGAUCCACGUGCACUGCCCGUCGGGCGCGAUACCGAAAGACGGGCCCUCGGCGGGACUGGCGCACACGAUCGCGCUGAUCUCGCUGUUUGCCGGCAAGCCGGUGCCGCCGCGACUGGCGAUGACGGGCGAGGUCAGCCUGCGCGGCCGCGUGCUCCCCGUGGGCGGCAUCAAGGAGAAGCUGAUCGGGGCGCUGCGGGCGGGCGUGGAGAUGGUGCUGCUGCCCGAGGCGAACAGGAAGGACGCCAAGGAUUUGCCCGACGAGGUCAAGUCGGGCCUGCGGAUCGUCCAUGUCGGCCAUAUCUGGGAGGCGAUGCGCCUGGUGUGGCCGGAUGCGACGUGGCCGGGCGAGAGGCCGGGGAGCGGCGUCGAGAGUCGGUUGUAG